CAUCGCGCCUCCCAGCUCCCACACCUAAACCUCCCCCAAAAAACAGAGCGCGCGAAACCAAGGCGCCGCCCCGCCCCGCCCCGCCCGCCAAUCGCCCCCGUCUCCCUACACCGGCGUCGGCAUCGGAGGAGGAGAUGGCGCCGCUCAUCCCGUCGUCGCAGCCAUGGGUGGAGAAAUACCGCCCGAGGCAGGUGAAGGACGUCGCGCACCAGGAGGAGGUGGUCCGGGUGCUCACCAACACGCUCCAGACCGCCGACCUGCCGCACAUGCUCUUCUACGGCCCGCCUGGCACGGGGAAGACCACCACCGCGCUCGCCAUCGCCUACCAGCUCUACGGCCCAGAGCUCUACAAGUCAAGAGUUUUGGAACUUAAUGCUAGUGAUGAGCGGGGAAUUAACGUGGUGAGGACGAAGAUCAAGGAUUUUGCUGCUGUGGCUGUUGGUACUGCACGGAAAGGUGGUUAUCCCUGCCCACCAUAUAAGAUUAUUAUACUUGAUGAAGCUGAUUCGAUGACAGAAGAUGCCCAGAAUGCAUUGAGGCGUACUAUGGAAACUUAUUCCAAAGUAACAAGAUUCUUUUUCAUCUGCAAUUAUAUCAGCAGGAUAAUAGAGCCACUUGCAUCAAGAUGUGCAAAGUUUAGGUUCAAGCCUCUUUCAGAAGAUGUGAUGACCAACCGCAUUUUGCAUAUAUGCCAUGAAGAAGGGCUCACUCUUGAUGCUCAGGCAUUAUCCACAUUAAGUGCCAUCUGUCAAGGAGAUCUGCGUCGUGCUAUAACUUAUCUUCAGAGUGCAGCUCGCUUAUUUGGAUCUUCUAUUUCUUCCACCGACUUGAUUAGUGUUUCAGGGGCUAUCCCUGAAGAUAUUGUCAAGUCAUUACUGGGGGCAUGCAAGUCUGGUGAAUUCGAUGUGGCAAACAAGGAAGUUAGCAGUAUUAUUGCAGAUGGAUAUCCAGUUUCCCAGCUGCUCUCACAGUUUCUAGAUGUGAUUGUUAAUGCGGAUGAUAUUCCAGAUGAGCAAAAGGCAAGAAUAUGUAAAAAGCUUGGGGAAGCUGAUAAGUGUUUGGUCGAUGGGGCGGAUGAGUAUUUGCAGCUUUUAGAUAUGGCCAGCGAGACUAUUCGUGCUCUGUUCAACAUCCCACAAGGGCUGGUCUUCUGAGGCAAGAUCAUGGAGAUGAACAGUAAUGCCGGUGACCGCUGUCUGUGAGCACUGGCAAAUAUAUCUCUUGUCUCCUUCCCAAGUCAAGAUGUCGGAGAUGGAGAAGCCUAACCCCCCUUUUGCCGUAAUGUUGUGCUUCAGUUUGGUUUUGCAUGCAUUGGCUAUUUUCUACCAACUGAAUUGUAGCAGUUUUUCCUACCUACCAUCAUCGUUGCUUUGUAGUAGUUGUAACAUCCAGAAUUGUCAGUAUUAAUUUGGAGCUACAGGGGCGCGUCCUUGCGCCUGUAAAAUCCUGGAGGAACACGAGCUGCAACCAGUGAAUGCCCGUUUAAACGAAAGAGCGACUUCCAACUUAAAGUUGUGGUGUUUUUUUUGUCUUUUUUUGUGAGAA
This is a messenger RNA of Brachypodium distachyon (stiff brome), 1545 nucleotides long. RefSeq names its product replication factor C subunit 2. Gene Ontology annotation, biological process: DNA repair; DNA-templated DNA replication. Bases 135 to 1154 code for a protein of 339 amino acids. Gene Ontology annotation, cellular component: DNA replication factor C complex; nucleus. The record is from RefSeq and is a predicted model, not a curated record. Gene Ontology annotation, molecular function: ATP hydrolysis activity; ATP binding; DNA clamp loader activity. The transcript has 12 exons. Lineage: Eukaryota; Viridiplantae; Streptophyta; Magnoliopsida; Poales; Poaceae.